This is a messenger RNA of Lutra lutra (Eurasian river otter), 951 nucleotides long. Its product is annotated as vomeronasal type-1 receptor 4-like. The record is from RefSeq and is a predicted model, not a curated record. The transcript has a single exon. Gene Ontology annotation, biological process: G protein-coupled receptor signaling pathway. Gene Ontology annotation, molecular function: pheromone receptor activity. Gene Ontology annotation, cellular component: membrane. NCBI's taxonomy places the organism in Eukaryota, Metazoa, Chordata, Mammalia, Carnivora, Mustelidae.
CUGAGUACUCUCAGCAUGGCCACCAGGGAUCUGGCAGUAGGAAUGAUCUUAAUACAGACUGUGGUUGGAAUCCUGGGGAACUUCUGUCUUCUUUACCAUUAUCUCCUCCUUUAUUUCACUGGGUAUAGACUGAGGUCUACAGAUUUGAUUGUCAAAAAUCGGAUUGUAGCCAACAUUUUGGUCCUGUUCUCUGUUGGAAUACACAAUACAAUGUCAUCUUUUGGGUGGUAUCACAUCUGCAGUGAUUUUGGAUGCAAAUUUUUCCCCUAUUUUGGUGGUGUGGGCAGGGGGGUGUCUGUUGGCACCACCUGCCUCCUGAGUGUCUUCCAGGCCAUCACCAUCAGCCCUAGGAAUUCCAGGGUAGCAGCACUUAAAGGGAAAGCUCCCAAGUGCAUUGUCCCUUCAGUUGUCCUGUGCUGGGUGUUGCAGAUAUUGGUAAAUAUCCUGUGUCCUUUGUUUAUGACUAUCACUUUGAACAACAAAAACAUCACAAAUAGAAAAAGUUUUGGAUACUGUGCAAUUAUUCGUCAUGAGAAAAGCAGAGAUCCAUUGUAUGUAGCAUUGUUGUCAUUCUUUGAUGUGGUAUUUUGGGGGCUCAUGCUCUGCGCCAGCAGCUCCAUGGUCUUCCACCUGUACAGGCACAAGCAAAGGGUUCAACAUAUUCUUAGGACCAGUGUCUCCUCAUCAUCAGCUGAGUCUACAGCCACCAAAACCAUCCUUCUCCUGGUGAGCACCUUUGUCUACUUUAACACCCUCUCCUCUAUCAUUCGUAUUGUUUUGGGUCUUUUUGAUAAUCUCAACUAGUACUUUUUGAACACAGAUUUAGUGAUCACUCUAUGUUUCCCAACCCUCAGCCCCUUUCUGUUCCUGAGCCGUGACCUCAGGGUAUCCAUGGUCUGCUUUGCCUGGAUAAGGAAUAUAAAAUCCCCUCAUGUUAUGAGAAACAUGUAA